This is a messenger RNA of Hibiscus syriacus, 655 nucleotides long. RefSeq lists its product as uncharacterized. The transcript has a single exon. The coding region runs from base 28 to 525 and encodes 165 amino acids. Lineage: Eukaryota; Viridiplantae; Streptophyta; Magnoliopsida; Malvales; Malvaceae. The record is from RefSeq and is a predicted model, not a curated record.
CGACAUUGAAAUAGACGAAUCUGGGCAAUGGGUAUUUGCACUUCUUGCGAUUCAACUCACGUAGCAACAGCCAAGCUGAUCCUCCACGAUGGAAGAUUACAGGAGUUCCCUUACCUCGUUAAGGCUUCUUAUGUUUUGCAAAAGAAUCCCAUGUGUUUCAUCUGCAACGCCGAUGAAAUGGCCUUCGACGAUGUCGUUGCAGCCAUCGAGGAAGACGAGGAGCUUCAUCCCGGUCAACUCUACUUCGCCUUGCCCUUGACUUGGCUGAACCGUCCUUUACAUGCCGAAGAAAUGGCUGCAUUGGCUGUUAAAGCCAGCUCUGCUUUAAUGAAAACCACCACUGCGUCUGAAAAAUGCAGGUGCAGAAGUAGAACUGUUACGCCUUUCUCGUUUUCAGAAGAGUCUCCUCGCCGGAAGGUUUCCCCCGCCGGCGUUUCUGGUGGUGGAAAUGGCGGUGAGAAGAGAGGGAGAGGACGCAGAGGUAGUAGAAAGUUUAAGGCUGUGCUGAGUUCUAUUCCUGAAUAGAGAAGGGGUUAUUUUGGGAAAUCUGAGGGUAGCAGAAGUGUAAAUAUGUAAAAAGGUAAGAAAUUGUUUGUGAAAUCAUUGGUAGAAAUGGGACUCGUUGUGGAUGUGAUUCGCUUGAAAGUUCAUUCUU